Vigna umbellata (rice bean) is the source of this 1795-nucleotide messenger RNA. Its product is annotated as flavonoid 3'-monooxygenase CYP75B137-like. Gene Ontology annotation, molecular function: oxidoreductase activity, acting on paired donors, with incorporation or reduction of molecular oxygen; monooxygenase activity; heme binding. The record is from RefSeq and is a predicted model, not a curated record. NCBI's taxonomy places the organism in Eukaryota, Viridiplantae, Streptophyta, Magnoliopsida, Fabales, Fabaceae.
UAAGAUUCCCUUUCUGUCCUCUAACAUCGAAUCCCGACAAAACUUGUAUCUGUCGUAUUAUUCUGGUUUUCUUCGCAUUACUCGCUGUCUCUACCUUCCAACUUGUUAAAAAUAUAUACAUAUAUGUUAUCCUCACCAUGUAUCCUCUAGCAAUACACCACCAUGUCUCUCUCCUCAAUUCUAUCUCAAACCCACUAUUUCUCUGAUCAACCCAUAACUACCCUUAUUCUCUUCUUCCUCUUCUUCCUAGUUGCGUCCUACCUAUUCCUCAAACCCAACCUCCGAAACCUACCGCCGGGUCCACCGGGCCUCCCCUUCUUCGGGAACCUUUUAUCUCUUCACCCAGAUCUUCACACUUACUUCGCCGCCUUGGCCCAGAUACACGGUCCAAUUUUCAAACUUCGACUAGGGAGCAAGCUCGCCAUCGUCAUAACUAAACCCACCCUUGCUCGCGAGGUCCUCAAAGACAACGAUACUGUUUUCGCCAACCGCGACGUCCCCGUAGCCGGUAGGAUUGCCGCCUAUGGCGGCACCGACAUAGUAUGGACCCCGUACGGAGCCGAAUGGCGGAUGCUGAGGAAAGUGUGCGUGGUGAAGAUGUUGAGCAACGUCACCCUAGAUUCCGUCUACGAUCUGCGGCGCAACGAGGUGUGCAAGAUGGUGUCGUAUUUGUACGAACGAGCGGGGAGUGCGGUGAACGUGGGGGAGCAGGUGUUUCUAGCGGUGAUGAAUGUGAUAACCAGUAUGAUGUGGGGCGGGGAGGUGGAAGGGGUGGAUAGGGAGAUUUUGGGGGCGGAGUUCAGGGAGUUGGUGGCGGAGAUGACGCAGCUGCUGGGGAAGCCCAAUGUUUCGGACUUUUUUCCCGGGUUGGCCCGGUUCGAUUUGCAGGGCGUGGAGAAAGAGAUGCAGGCGCUGGUGCCCCGGUUCGAUGAGAUAUUUGAAAGGAUGAUUGGUGAACGAGUGAAGGUGAAUGAAAAAGAAGAUGGGAAAAAGAAAGAAAGAAAAGAUUUUCUGCAGUUUUUGUUGGAUCUUAAGGAUUCUGAAGGCCAUGAUUCAAAGACACCAUUCACCAUGACCCACCUUAAGGCCCUCCUCAUGGAUAUGGUUGUGGGUGGAACCGAUACAUCUUCGAACACGAUUGAGUUUGCAAUGGCAGAAAUGAUGCAGAAGGCAGAAGUAAUGAAGAAAGUCCAAGAAGAGUUGGAAGUCGUGGUUGGAAAAGAUAGAAUGGUAGAAGAGUCUGACAUUCAUAAGUUGCAUUACUUGCAAGCAGUGAUGAAAGAAACUCUUCGGUUGCAUCCUGCACUUCCACUUCUAGUCCCACAUAGCCCCAGUGAAACCAGCAACGUCGGAGGCUACACCAUCCCAAAGGGUUCUCGAAUCUUCAUCAAUGUGUGGGCCAUUCAUAGAGACCCUUCCGUUUGGGAGAAACCUCUGGAAUUUGAUCCUACAAGGUUCUUGGAUGAUAAGUGGGAUUUCAGUGGCAAUGACUUCAGUUAUUUUCCCUUUGGAUCUGGAAGAAGAAUCUGUGCAGGAAUAGCAAUGGCUGAGAAGACUGUUCUGCAUCUUCUUGCCACACUUGUGCACUUGUUUGACUGGACAAUACCACAAGGAGACAAGUUAGAAACAGCAGAAAAAUUUGGAAUUGUUCUAAGAAAGAAUGUUCCUCUGGUUGCUAUUCCCACCCCACGCUUCUCCAACCCAAACUUUUAUAAGUAGAAUGUAAUAUAUUAUUCAUGCAUGCACCAAGCAUGGGAGUACACUAUACUAAUAAUAGUUAUGUACCCACCAUGUG